AUGGCGCGUACACGAGGUAGCAUUAGAAAUAAUGGCUAUCCAGAUGUUACUAGAAUGGCUCCUCGUAAAUUAUAUUUAGAAGAAAAACCACCAAUAAAAGAAUAUUUGAGAAGGUUUGAAAAAGCACUCAGUAGUAAUCCUGAUGAAUUUGAUAUGACUGUGUAUGAGGCUUGUCCCGAUAUUACCAAACUUUGGAUUAUUCAAGAUCAGAGAAAGCCAAAAGUAGUUGAUCAAGAAAUCUCGUGGGAGGGUUCAUUUGAAUUGUUGGAACAUUUACCAAAUGAAUUAAAAUUGGAAAUUAUUGAUUUUAUUCCAACCCGUAGUUUGCAUCAAAUGCAUAGAAGAAGACUUGAAAAAUUGGGAGAAGAUAUUUUAAUGGAGUCUGUGAAUGAGAAAUGUUUAUAUUAUUUGGAUAAACCUUUUGUGACCUAUCACAAGAUGAGAAUAAUUAACAAGGAGUGUGCCAGAAGAAUGAAUUUAAAGAUUUUAGCAACUGACAGCUUUGAUCUGUCAUCUUUUCACGAUGAGAUUUCAGUUGAUAGAAAAAGGUCAUUGUACUAUUUUUUAGAGUUCAUACGAGUACAAUCUUUAUUGGAACGAAAAGAAAUUUCCUUAGAUAAUCCGUUUAUAUAUGAAGGAGUUGAAAAUAUCAAAAAGUUGGACAAGAAAAUAUUCAUUUCCGAACCAGAAUUAUUUCCUAAAAACACGGAUAUUCCUUCUACAGAUCAAAAUGAGCCAAUAAGCUCGGAAACUUUUCAAACAAUCACUACUGAACUUGAAGAUGAAAAAUUGGAAGACUUGCUUUCUGAAAAACUAUCCAUCUACGUAACUCCUACAAGAAGAAGACGUAAACCACAAUUUGUAGAAAAAAGGGACACAAAAGCUAUUGAAAAGGCUCAAUUUUAUCAAGAACUAGUUCCAGCAGAUAACAUUCCGACAAAAAUUACUUUAGACCAUCUGAAUGCUAAUUUUCUUGAGGAGGUAUCACAAUAUUUAGGAGAAAAUAAUACUAUCAAGCACAUAGUAUUUAGUGGAAUGGAUUCGGCAUUUCUUACUUGGAUAUUGAAAUCACUCAAAGGGUUGAAAACAGUUGACAUGGUAUCUUGUGUUGUACCGCCUUACUUUGUGACCGAUCAAGGCAAUUUGCACAAUAUUGAAAGGAUAUCUUUUUUCAAUUGUGCAAAUGUUUUUAUAGACGAGUUUGAAAAUCUUGCAAACUCUCUUUCAAGAUCUUGUAUAAUAGAAAGCUUUCUUAAUGAUGAGGAGGAGCAUUGUGACUUUGAUGGCCAGUUCAAAUACUUUGUCAAUGAUGAACUCCAAACUGAAUCAAUUGGUGAUGAUAAUGAGAAGCUCGUGAUUCAUUCCCACUCAAACGACACUUUCAUCUUGAACGAGAGAAUGAAGACUUUUUUUUCGUAUGAUUAUUUCAGAUGCACAGGUGCAAAUCAUCCUUUAAAUUUCUUACAAUUCCAAGAUGCCCUCCCAAUCAAACAAAAGAAAAAUAUUUCUGAAUUCAUGUUUAAGGAGAAAAGGAUUCCAAUAGAAUUCUCCAUAGCAAUGAUAGCAAAUAAUGAGCCAAAUCUCAUUUACUGUUAUAUUAUUUAUUUGGCUAAUACCUAUCAGAAUGGUAGAUUGCAAACGCCUACCGUUGAUGGAACAAUUUCUAGCUUAAAAUAUGGAUGGAUACCAACAAAAAUGAUGCAAGAACUCACUCUCAACACCCUAACAUCAGAUUACCUACCUUUAGCACUGAACUAUAUGAAAAACAAACUAUCUGUAAGAAUAUUUGCCCAAUUUUUGAGAGAUUUAUUGCUUGAGAGGAUUUUUGGACACAACACUAACGAUAAUGAAUUAUUUGCCAUUUAUACAGUUAUUAAGAAGGUUUUACCCACAGAAGAGAAACAUGUAUUAUAUGAACAUGUUAAAUGCAUUUCAAACAAAAAUGCUGAAAAGUAUUUGCCUUCUGUUACCGUUCCUAUCCUGGGUCUAAUUUUCAACAAUUUCCAACUUGGUGUUGCAUUGUUGAAUGAAAUGAGUGACUAUGAGUUGCUUUUUCAAAAUGAGUUGGGAGACACAAUUUUACAUUUUCCAUUGGCUCAUGAUAAUUUACUUAUCAAUAUGAUUUUAGAAAAACAACCCAAAUUAGCUAAAAUUGUAAAUAAUUACAAUAGCACAAUUCUUCAUAACUUUACAGCAGAUAAUUACUAUCGUAUUCCAGUAAUUUACAACCUGAUUCACAAAUUUGAUGCAGAUCCAAAUCAUAGAGACAUAUUUGGCAACACACCAUUUGAUGAAGGCAAUUUCAAUUUUGAUUACGAGACAGGUAUUAUAUCUCAUAGAUUCAACUAA
Messenger RNA from Naegleria gruberi, 2349 nucleotides. RefSeq lists its product as uncharacterized. The coding region runs from base 1 to 2349 and encodes 782 amino acids. The transcript has a single exon. Lineage: Eukaryota; Heterolobosea; Eutetramitea; Acrasida; Naegleriidae. The record is from RefSeq and is a predicted model, not a curated record.